Molecule: messenger RNA, 865 nt
Organism: Pan troglodytes (chimpanzee)
Lineage: Eukaryota; Metazoa; Chordata; Mammalia; Primates; Hominidae
Exons: 1
Coding region: 229-825 (198 amino acids)
Source: RefSeq, a predicted model, not a curated record
CUUUUGGCGGCCUCUUCAGGCCCAGAACUUGACCUGCAGUGGGCCUUUGCAGGCCCGGCCUCCUGCCUCUCGAAGGCCUGCACGGGCCCGGCCUCGGCCUCGGCCUCACAGCAGACUCUCCAUGCCCAGCUAGCUCUCGCCUCACUGCGGCCUCCCGAGUCCAAAGCUCCUGCCUCUCGGCCGCGUCGGCAGGCCCAGCUCCCGCCUGCCAGUGGCCUCUUCAGGCCCAUGGGGCUCAUUCCUCACAACCUUUCCAGGCCCAGUUUUUCCCUUCCGGCGGCCUCUCCGGGCCCAGAGCCUCCUCAACUCGGCCUCUCCAGACCCACUUGCAGCCUCCCGGCGUCCUCUCCCGGCCCAGCUCUUCCUCCCGGCUGCAUCUCCAGGCCCGACUCUGGCCUCCCAACAACGUCUUUGGACUCAGCUCCUGCCCAGCUCCUAGCGGCCCUGGUAGGCGCACAACUUCCCGAAGCCAAGCUCCCCAGGCCCAGCUCAGGCCUCACGGUGGCCUCUCCAGGCUCAGCUCCUGCCCUCCGAUGGCAUCUGCAGGCCCCAAAUGGUCUCCGGUCGGUGGGCUCCUCUAGGCCCAGCUUGGGCCUCCCGGCGGCCUCUGCAGGCCCAAGUCGUCCUCAAGUUGGCCUGCAAUUGGGCCUGGAAGAGCAGCAAGUCGGCCUCCCCGGGCCCAGCUCCGUCCUCUCGGCGGCCUCUCCAGGUGCAAAACUUCCUCGAGUCAGCCUCUCCAGGCCCAGCUCCUCCUGCCUCCCAGUGGCCUCUUUCAGCCCAGCCCAGCUCAUGGCUCUCGGCAGCCUUCCAAGGCCCCGCUUUUGACUUUUGGCGGCCUCUUCAGGCCCAGAACUUGACCUGCAGU